This is a messenger RNA of Guillardia theta CCMP2712, 2799 nucleotides long. RefSeq lists its product as hypothetical. The record is from RefSeq and is a predicted model, not a curated record. The transcript has 11 exons. Gene Ontology annotation, molecular function: protein-membrane adaptor activity. Lineage: Eukaryota; Cryptophyceae; Pyrenomonadales; Geminigeraceae. Gene Ontology annotation, biological process: nucleus-vacuole junction assembly. The coding region runs from base 1 to 2799 and encodes 932 amino acids.
AUGGCGGGGAGGACAUGCGAGGGCAACGAUUCUAGUCUGCACAGUAGCGCUGCCUCUGUCUCCCUUGUGCAUGCGAGCAGAGACGGUGUGGAAGGAAAGUUGGACGGGCGAGGUCGGCAUGCUUCAUCACAUGGAGGGGUCGUCUCAGAUCUAUCGGAAGAGGAUACCCUCCAAGAGCCUCUGCCGAGCACGAGGAGGGGGCAGGGGCGGAUGUUUUGCAGCAACCAUGUGUUCCAGAUCAAGAUGGAGACGAGCGGGAAGCUCAAGAACGUGGCUGGGUUUGUGACGAAGCUCCGGUCGAGGACACAGCCUGUCACUCACGAGGGAGUGCGAGGGAGAGUCGUCAUGGUGGAGCUCUGCUUGCAUGUUUCAGCACGAGCUGACUUGGUUGCGGAGCAGGUAGUCUCGCUGGAAGAGAAGUUAGCUGUCGCCCUGUGCGAGCUCGGGGCUGCUGCUGUUGUAACAAAACAAAGUCCCAAGGAUGAGAUCACAACCAUGAUGAGCAUUCCAUGGAUUCACAUGAUAUCAAGGGACUUUGACGUGAUAGAUGAUGGUAGCUUCAUCCGAGCUCGCUUCCAAGGAACAGAGUCCAACGAUGCGACGAGCUUCGAUGCAAGACCUCGAGGCAAGUCGAGGAUGCAACGCGCGUUUUACCUCUUCGACUCCGACUCUGACAGUGACGCUGGCGAGCCGAUGGAGGCUGCUGACUCCAAACUCUCCUUCCAAGAGAUGUCGAGAACCGACUCCAUGGGCUCUUUCAACAUGUUCCCCAACGACUCGACGAUAAUCAACUCUCACACCCUCGGUGAGUCCGGGUUGAAGCCUCAGCCUGAAGUGCGGGCCCAGCAGGGAAAGCCCAACUUCGAGAUUCUGUUCGAUGGGCUGGUGUCGGAGGACGUGGCAACGAGGGAGAGACACCUGCUGAUCCUGGAGGAGACUUGCAACCGCAUCGAGCAGGAAGGGAAGAAACUUUUCCUCUCCCUCAUCAUCGAGAACCGUCAAGUUGUCGUGGCGCUCUGGAACUUCUUGGCGCAGGACUCAUCGGUCGACAUCAAGAGGUCUGCGCUGAAAGUCUUGAGGUACUUGUCCUUCACCAACCACCCGGAGAAGACCUGCCCUGAGAACGGAAGGAGGCUGGAAGAACUUGCAUCGCUCCUCCUCGGAUGUUCUGAUGACGACGUGAAGCAAUCCGCCGCCUGUCUCAUCGCCAACCUCGCGGUCUCCAAGGAGUUCCUGUCGCAACUCUCGCACCGAGACAGCAUCAUCAGGGGCCUCUGCAGCCUGCUCUUCACCUGCAACAACGCAUGCAUUGACUCUACGCUGGGCGCGCUCUCCAACAUGUCGCUCCACUCCGAGUACCCCCAGCUGAUCCUCCAGCACCUGCACGUGGAGAGGUUCCUCAUGAUCUUGCUGUCCGGCACCACCAAGUCCAAGUUGCGAGGCAUCCGGCUCCUCCGCAACCUCUUCGUCUCUGAGAACAUGCGGAGGAGGAUAGCUCAGUUCCCGGGCGUCCUCAAGACGCUCCAGCGACUGCUCAAGGACAGCUCCAACGAGAUCCGACGUCGCGCCUCCGUCGUCCUCAGCCUCGUCUACGAGAAGUCGCAGCACGACCAGAACCGAGACGUCUCGAUGCUUGAGAAGAAGUUGAUGAAUCAGGACGUGGUGGACGAGGACCUGGUAGCCCCUAGCUCACUGGACGAGUCCCUUGAAGGUGCUCAGAUAGCGGUGGAGCUUGUCAGCAUCCAGCAUGCUACCUCCAUGGACCUCAGCGACUCUGCGUCUGCCCAGCUCUCCCAGAGCUUCUCGGCCGUGGGGACGCCGAUCCAUGUAGAGAUGAAGGAAAAGAGCAUUGGGAGGCCCUCGCUAUCCUCCGACCCUCAGGUCCUGGCGCACGCCAACGGCUCUCGGCAGACCUCAGCUGCGGCCCACCAGGGCGAUGCUGAGCCAGACUUGGAGGCUUACCUAGCACACGAGAGCAGGCUCCUUCCUUGGCAGCCCUCCGCUCAUCGGAGUGCAGAGCCAUGGCAGGAGGGCAGCAACGGUCUGUCAUGGCAGGAGGGCAGCAACGGUCUGUCAUGGCAGGAGGGCGGCAACGGUUUGCUUUCCUCCCCGUGGCCUGACGUCCCUGACCUCCGUACAGGGGAGAAGCAUGCGGGGAUGGCGAGGAAGGACUCUCCUGUCUACAUCAGCGCAGGGAGGAUCUUUCGGUCCUCCAUCGACGGGGAUAGUCUGCUCUGCCCCAACACCUACCUCAACAGGCUGAUAGUCACCCUCCUCAGCACUCAGGACGGGAGCAACCUGGUGGGAGCGGUUGAGGAGCUGCAGAAGCUGUUGGCCAGGGAGAACCCUCGUAGAGGAGAGGUCCAGGAGUACCUGGGGUCGAGGCCGAAGCUGCUGACUGUCAUCGGACACCUGCUCCGGGACGACCCGAGGAGGCAGAAGUGGGAGGCGGCGCAGUUGCAGUUCCUUGACAAGCAGCUGCUCUGCCUGCUCAAGGAGAUCUGCGAGGGCAGCGCCACCAACGUCAAGCGCUUCGCGUCCAACACUGCGGCAGUGCUGGCGGUCCUUCACGUGCUGAGGAGAUGUAGAAUGAUCAACCACCAGAGCUCGUCCUGGCGGGCGUCGGAGCUGGACGUGGAGCUGGAAGAGAAGCGAAGCAUGGCGUCGGUCAUUCUCGCCAACUGCUUCUUGGAGGACGAGGACUGGGCGAGCCUGGGGAACUCCCGCAAGGGGGAGCACAUGAAGCAUGAGAUUCAGUGGCGCUAUGGCUCGGGGCCCAUCGUCGAGUGGCUCGUGUGA